AUGAUAAAUUUGACAUACGCUAAACUAAUGGAUAGUGAAGGCGUGAGGACUGACCCCCAGCUUCAGCAGUUCAUUGAAAUUGAGUCUCAAAAGCAAAGAUUUCAGCAGCUGGUACACCAAAUGACAGAAGUCUGUUGGGAGAAAUGCAUGGAUAAGCCUGGUCCGAAGCUUGACUCAAGGACAGAAGUAUGUUUUCUCAAUUGUGUUGAACGUUUCAUUGACACAAGCCAAUUCAUCCUCAAUAGACUUGAACACACUCAGAAGACAAGAGACUCCUUCUCAGACACCAUAACAGACUAACUGGAACCUGUGACCAGAACAGACCUCAUCUGUUCCCAUACCCCUUGUGAAAUAACGGUCAUUAAACAGUCAAAGAAAACAU
This is a messenger RNA of Ictalurus punctatus (channel catfish), 382 nucleotides long. RefSeq names its product translocase of inner mitochondrial membrane 8 homolog A (yeast) (gene timm8a). Lineage: Eukaryota; Metazoa; Chordata; Actinopteri; Siluriformes; Ictaluridae. The transcript has 2 exons. The coding region runs from base 1 to 300 and encodes 99 amino acids. The record is from RefSeq and is a predicted model, not a curated record.